GCCGGAAGUGUGCGCAGCCCAGGGGUCGGUCCGGCGCCCGGAGGCGGCCGGAGGUGUGCGGGUUGGGGCAGCGCAGCGCUCGCUUGCUUCCGGCGUGUGGUGACGUCGUCCGCUAGCCGGCCCUCCUACGCUUGGUGGCCGGGGGCUGGUCCCCGCGCUCCCUUCGCUCCGGCGCCUUCAUUGUCCGAGCGUUUCAGCGGAGGCCAACCCGACAUGAGCAGCAAAGAAGGGUCAGGAGGGUUCAGGAAGAGGAAGCAUGACAACUUCCCCCAUAACCAAAGAAGAGACGGGAAGGAUGUUAAUUCAUCUUCUCCCGUGAUGUUGGCCUUCAAAUCGUUUCAGCAGGAGCUGGAUGCGAGGCAUGACAAAUACGAGAGGCUUGUGAAGCUCAGCCGGGAUAUAACUGUUGAAAGUAAAAGGACAAUUUUUCUCCUCCAUAGGAUUACAAGUGCACCUGAUAUGGAAGAAAUAUUGACCGAAUCAGAAAUUAAAUUGGAUGGCGUCAGACAAAAAAUAUUACAGGUAGCCCAAGAGCUGUCAGGAGAAGACAUGCAUCAGUUCCACCGAGCCAUUACGACAGGGCUGCAAGAAUAUGUGGAAGCUGUCUCUUUUCAGCACUUCAUCAAAACACGAUCAUUAAUCAGUAUGGAUGAAAUUAAUAAGCAGUUGAUAUUUACAACAGAAGACAGUGGAAAAGAAAACAAGACUCCCUCCUCUGAUGCGCAGGACAAGCAGCUGGUCACCUGGAGCCUGAAAGUCACCCCUGUUGACUACCUCCUGGGAGUGGCUGACUUAACUGGAGAAUUGAUGCGGAUGUGUAUUAAUAGUGUGGGGAACGGGGACAUUGACACGCCCUUUGAAGUCAGCCAGUUUUUACGUCAGGUUUAUGAUGGGUUCUCAUUCAUUGGCAAUACAGGGCCUUAUGAGGUUUCUAAGAAGCUAUACACCUUGAAACAGAGCCUGGCCAAAGUGGAGAAUGCUUGUUACGCCCUGAAAGUGCGGGGUUCAGAAAUUCCAAAACACAUGCUGGCAGAUGUGUUUUCCGUUAAAACAGAAAUGAUUGAGCAAGAAGAGGGCAUUUCUUAGACUAGUAGUACCCUGCUAUUCUCUUAAGUCCUGAGAGAGACCAGCUUGUAAGACUGUUACUUAGUGUUUUAUUUAGUUUUAUUGUGGCUUUUAUAUAGGAAUGUUUUCAGUUGUACUUGUUUUAAAUUGUAAACAAGCUGUACAUAAAAUGAUCCAAAUGAAUAAUUUCUUAUUCAUGAAAACUUGCAUACAACUGUUUGCAUAUAUGCUUAUUUGAAUUUUUGCUGGCUAACCUUUAUCAUUUAUCAUGUUGUGUGAACAUGCUUCAGAUUGCACAGUCUGCCAUGCCUAUUUUAAUUUACUUUGUGUGAGUUUUAGAGUGAUAAUUUUUAGUGGAAGCCAUUGAAGUUGGUGAUUUUGUUAUACAUAGAAAAGAUUUCUUAAACUUUCAGGUUUGAAUUUUCCUAUUUAAAUUUCUUAGUUAUUGUGCUAAGCCUCUAAAAUAGGUUUACUCCAUGGAGCACUUAAAAUUAAUAUUUUAAAGUACAGGUUUUGAAAUAUUAUAGUAAGAAUUCUGGCAAAUUUUGGGCCAUUUUGAAUUUAUAUGAAACAACCUUCUGGAAAAAUUGACGUAUGUUAGUUUAAACAGUUAUUUUUUGUCCUUUAUCACAGAAGAUCUGAUGGGGAAUUGGAGCUAACAGUGUAAUAUUUUCACUUGGUAAAAUUGAGUUGAAUUGUAUAUUUGUACAUACAACUGAAAAGCUUUUAGUAGUGGUAAUUUUUUUGGUAGAUCUUUUUGAUCAUUAGGCAUGUUUGGGGCUUUCCUAUUAUAGCAUCUAUCAGAGGAUACAUUUAAAUAAUUAUGAAAUUUUGACAUACUAGGCUAAUCCAAACCCUUAUAACUAUUCCAUAGUGUUAAUUGAUAAAGUUGCCAAAGAAAAUGCGUUACGUACAGUUCAGCAAUAAGACAAUGGUAGUCUUCAGUGACCCUUAGAAUUGGGAUUUGCCUACCGAUGUUAGUCCUGAAUCAUCACUGGUGGUAUGAAACGUUUUGAGUGUGAUGUGACUAGCUGUCAGACAUAUCUGGUUGGUUUUAUGAGUCCUGAGAAUCCAGAUACUGAAUUUUAUUUUUUGAAAGAUUAUCUCUGUUUGUAAGGGCUGACUCUUUGAAAUUUUCAAGAAAUAUCACCUAAAGGAAAAUAAAACAUAGACAUGCCUGAUA
This is a messenger RNA of Cavia porcellus (domestic guinea pig), 2248 nucleotides long. It is a transcript of the gene Tsnax, whose product is annotated as translin associated factor X. The coding region runs from base 214 to 1086 and encodes 290 amino acids. NCBI's taxonomy places the organism in Eukaryota, Metazoa, Chordata, Mammalia, Rodentia, Caviidae. The transcript is spliced from 6 exons. The record is from RefSeq and is a predicted model, not a curated record. Gene Ontology annotation, molecular function: RNA endonuclease activity; RNA binding; sequence-specific DNA binding. Gene Ontology annotation, cellular component: cytoplasm; nucleus.